UAAUAUUUAUGGAAAUAUUCAUAUCGUUACUUAGAUCGGGAGAUUUCCUCGGCGCCAUCCUUCAUCGACGCCAAAUUCGGUAACAAGCCUUAUAAUCGGAAUCCAAUCCAGCCCUAAUCUUCUUCUUCUCUAUCAGCCGCUUCGUCUCCUGGACACACAAUUGUCAUGAUCAAUGGCAGCAUCAGAAAGAGAUGUUUCAUAUGCUUCUAUUUCAACUUUGGGAAAACAGAAUAGUAAAUUUAUGUAUGUAGAUGACUUUGAUGAUGAUGCUUGGAAUGUGCAAGAAGACCAUAAUUCUGAUGCACUGAGUGAGAAAGUGUCAUAUCCAUCCCCACUUGAUUCUGAGGAUUUUAUGGAUGGAGGUUAUGACUCUGGUGAGGAAAAAAGUCCUCCUGUUAUGAGAAAUGGCGCACCAGAGGUGAACCUGAGAAAUGUAAUGAACGGGCUAGUUGCUAUCGUUACAGGCCGCAAUAAAGACAAUUCUGGCGUUCGCAGUCUUCCUCAAUUGCCUAGCUCAAACGUAUCGUUCCUUGGAUCUGCAAAGAAUGGAGAGACUGUCCUACACUCUUCAGUUUACAUACCAAGUGCUCCCCCGCUUUUUGAUCCUAAUGCACUUAAUUACAGUGCUUACAAAGAGGUGUUGGAGGCUGAGCCACCAGAAUGGCUUCCAGAUAGUUCAACAACAGUGUGCAUGCAGUGCAAUGCUCCCUUUACAGCUUUGACUCGUGGAAGGCAUCACUGUCGUUUCUGUGGAGGUGUUUUCUGUAGGGUUUGCACAAAAGGGAGGUGCUUGUUACCUUCCAAGUUUAGGGAGAGGAAUCCACAGAGGGUGUGUGACACAUGCUAUGAUAGGCUUGAUCCGCUGCAAGGUGUAUUGAUCAAUACAAUCAGCAAUGCUGUGCAGAUUGCAAAGCAUGAUGUGAUGGAUUGGACUAGUACAAGAGGCUGGCUGAAUCUUCCUGUGGGGUUGUCCAUGGAAUAUGAAAUAUAUAAAUCAUCCAGUACUUUGAGAAGCUAUUGCCAGGUUUCUAGGUUGAAUCCUGAGAAGUCCAUACCUGCUGCUGUUUUGAAAGGAGCCAAAGGUUUAGCGAUCUUAACAGUUGCUAAAGCUGGAGUGCUACUUGCAUAUAAACUUGGAACUGGCUUGGUUAUUGCCCGAAGAUCAGAUGGGUCAUGGUCUGCACCAUCUGCCAUACUCUCUGUUGGUUUAGGCUGGGGUGCCCAGGUUGGGGGCGAGCUCAUGGAUUUCAUAAUAGUGAUGCGUGAUGCCAAAGCUGUGAAAACAUUUUGUAGUCGCAUGCACUUUUCUCUUGGUGCGGGUUGCAGUGCUGCCGCUGGCCCAAUUGGGAGAGUUGUAGAAGCAGAUAUGCGAGCUGGGGAAAAAGGCUCUGGCAUGUGCUACACCUAUAGCUGCAGUAAAGGUGCAUUUGUUGGGGUUUCACUAGAAGGGAACAUUGUAGCCACUAGAAUGGAUACAAAUCUCCAGUUUUAUGGCGAUCCAUACCUUACUACAGCUGAUAUUCUGCUCGGGAACGUAGAACGGCCAAAGGCAGCUGAACCUCUGUACACAGCUCUCAGAGCCCUCUUCUCCAAAUGGCAAUGCUGAUGGUGUUAGUAGCAUAUUUAUCGCACUCAUUUAUCUGUAAGCUUAAAUCCCCUUACCUUACUAAGGACUUUGUGAAUAUUUUAGUUUGGCUUUGAAGGGAUUCGGGAUUUAUCUCUCCUGGGAAACACAUGUCGUGCUUAUUUCAAAUUGGUAAAAAGAUUUGGUCAAAUUUGGGACAUACGUGUAUAUAUGAUGGAUCUAUACCCCCCCCUACUGCGACGGCCUCCGAAAAAGGUUGUCUAGUAGUGGUUUCAAGUUCUUACAGUUGUAUAUAUAUUUAUGCUUCUGUGUUAA
Messenger RNA from Andrographis paniculata, 1900 nucleotides. RefSeq lists its product as uncharacterized. The transcript has 5 exons. Lineage: Eukaryota; Viridiplantae; Streptophyta; Magnoliopsida; Lamiales; Acanthaceae. The coding region runs from base 173 to 1606 and encodes 477 amino acids. The record is from RefSeq and is a predicted model, not a curated record. Gene Ontology annotation, molecular function: metal ion binding; phosphatidylinositol binding.